UUCAGGCAAGAAUUUAACUAACAACUAUUAAAGUAAAAGCAGAAAGGCUGAAAAUAAGCAGUAACAGCAACAGCAACAACAACAGUGACAGCACCAGCAACAGAGAGUGGCUUUAAAUGUAACGCAGAUUUUAUUUUGUGUACCGUGAAAUUCAGAUAUUCCGAUGCGAAACGCAAGUAACUGUUAAAAAUAGAUCGUCCACACAGGGACAUACAAAUAUAAUCAUAACUGACUGUCACACAGAGCACCUUUUUUGUGGUAAAAAAGUUAUUGAUGUUGAAAAGUGCGCUUCUGUAGUGCCACCAUGAAAAGUAGCGAAAGGAUAUAAAUUUGUGAACUCAAUUAACUAAAUUCUUCCAAAUAAUAUUGUAGGCGCCUUGGUUUUGAACUGUUCAAUUUGGAAGCCAAUUUUCUUGGUGAAAAGUGUAAAGUAGUAGAAAUAAGUGUGCAACCGAAAUAAAAAGUUCAAUCUUUAAAUUUAAAAAAAGUUCCAAACUCUUCGCGCAUAAUUCAAGAAAUAUUGUGGUUUGCGCAUAUCCUUGUGUGUGAUAAUGCCGGCAACCGGUUUAGAGAGUAAUAAUUUGGCGUUCCAAACUGAAAGCGCCAACUUAACUAACAAUCACAGCAGUAACGGCGACCUAAAACUGAAUCAGAAUGCACGCAAAGGAUGGAAUAUCCGGUCCUCGAAAAUUGCGAACAAAACACAUAAUCGCAUACGUGGCAUUGUCGAAUCAUUGAAAAUCACACCGAACCCUGAAAAGCCGAUGAUACCGUUAACCAUAGGCGAUCCAACAACGUUCGGCAACCUACGCGCCGACGACGAAACCGUAAAGGCCGUGCAGAAAGCCAUUGGAAGUGGUAAGUAUAACGGCUACGCACACUCACAGGGUCACGAAGAAGCGCGUCGUGCUAUCGCCAAAUACAGCGCCCAUCAGAGUGUUGACGAGAUACAUCCCGAUAAUAUUUUAAUAUGCAGCGGCUGCUCAUCGGCAUUGGAAUAUUGCAUACUCGUGCUUUGCGAUAGUGGACAAAACCUGCUCGUACCGCGUCCCGGCUUCUGUCUAUACAAAACGCUGGCCGACGGGUUGGACAUAGAGAUACGUUACUACGAUUUGUUGCCGGAACGCCGGUGGGAAGCCGAUUUGCGUCAGCUAGAAAGUUUGAUUGAUGACAAGACAGCAGCGCUGCUAAUCAACAAUCCCAGUAAUCCAUGUGGUAGCGUAUUCAGUCAAAAGCAUUUGGAAGAUUUACUGGGCAUAUGCGAACGACACUAUUUGCCCGUAAUAGCGGAUGAGAUUUACGAGCAUUUGGUGUUUCCGGGCUCGAAAUUUAUUGCUAUUAGUAGCUUGUCUAAGAAUGUACCGGUGCUCACGUGCAGCGGCACCACAAAGCGCUUCCUUGUGCCCGGCUGGCGUACAGGCUGGAUAAUCGUACACGAUCGUGAAGGCCGUUUGAGUGAUGCCAUCUCAGGCUUGAAGAACAUGUGUGGCCGCAUUUUAGGUUCCAAUACAAUCGUACAAGGAGCUUUGCCGCAUAUUUUGGAGAAGACACCAAAGAGUUUCUUCGAUGGUGUGAUCAAUAUCAUCCACGCUAACGCACGCUUGGCGUUCUCCAUCUUAAAGGAAGUGCCCGGCCUUAAUCCAACAAUGCCCGAAGGCGCCAUGUACAUGAUGGUUGGCAUAGAUGUCGAACAUUUCCCCACAUUCAAGUCAGAUACCCACUUCGUAGAGGAACUGGUGAAUGAGCAAAGCGUCUUUUGUCUGCCUGGCUCUUGCUUUGAUUAUCCGAAUUUCGUGCGCAUAGUUUUGACAGUUCCGGGACACAUGAUGCAGGAGGCGUGCACGCGUAUGGCAGAAUUUUGUAAGGCCAACUAUAAGAAUGGCAAUGGCAUCAUUGAAAAUGGACUUUUGGACUGAAGCUGUAGUAGGCGUGGCAUGUGAGACGAGUACGUGAACUGACAGGAUAGACAUAUUACAAAUAUAAAGAACAUACAUACAUAAAUACAUAUAUAUGCAUACGCAUGCAAUACAAAAUCAGGGAUUGUAAAAAGUGCAGUGCACAAAACUUGAAUGCCUUUGUGAAAACAAAAAAUAAGAAAAGAUAAAUCAGAAGUGCAUUUGUAGUGAGUAGAGAUUUUAGAGUUAUAUUAAUUAGAAAUAUAUAUCGGUGUAUAUAACUAAAUAGAUUUUAAAUAAUCAACGUGUACAUUGUUGUUUCAAGCAUAAUAAAAUUAUUGGCCUGAUUAUUGUAUAAAUGCCACUACUAUUUUGCGUUUA
Messenger RNA from Anastrepha obliqua, 2276 nucleotides. It is a transcript of the gene Tat, whose product is annotated as tyrosine aminotransferase. The record is from RefSeq and is a predicted model, not a curated record. Gene Ontology annotation, biological process: aromatic amino acid metabolic process; biosynthetic process. The coding region runs from base 552 to 1916 and encodes 454 amino acids. NCBI's taxonomy places the organism in Eukaryota, Metazoa, Arthropoda, Insecta, Diptera, Tephritidae. Gene Ontology annotation, molecular function: L-tyrosine:2-oxoglutarate transaminase activity; pyridoxal phosphate binding. The transcript has 4 exons.